Molecule: messenger RNA, 354 nt
Organism: Marasmius oreades (fairy-ring Marasmius)
Lineage: Eukaryota; Fungi; Basidiomycota; Agaricomycetes; Agaricales; Marasmiaceae
Exons: 2
Coding region: 1-354 (117 amino acids)
Source: RefSeq, a predicted model, not a curated record
AUGGGAAAAACUUUUGUUCCCCAUCUCUUUACUUCAAGUGCUCGGUUUCUCCUUAUUGGUCUACGGCACUGUGCGUAUACCUGUUGUAUAAUCUCGUUAUCUCUUUUUGAUUCUCACGUUUUUACACAGUUCCUUUUUAAUAACCUGGUUUCAAUCCCACCAUGCAUCUCCGGUCCGGAGGGUGGCGAACCACUCGUCGAUUCCGAAGAAGGGGAAGCUCUGCUCUUUAAUAGCACUCUGGACGAGACGGCUGUUCUCCCUACCGAUUUGGGGCAAAGUGGGUAUGAUGUGGUUCCAGAAGGCCAACAUGCUAUCGCUCAGCCUCUCAAACCUAAUCAUUAUCAUGUGGACUAA